AUGGGUUCCUCAUCCGAUCUGGUCAAGCGGCUUGACUUUGAUCGUGGUCUGGAAUUCCAAGAUGAAGUUCGUCGUCUCUUCAGAUCGCCGGUACAUCAUCCAUCCCCAAUCCCUGAUGGCUCUUUCUUUCUGCUCGUCACGUUCCGGCGCUUCCUCUUUCGUCUGACGGAAGAAUCAGUCUCCCUUGCACUCCAAUCUUGUUUGGGUGGUCGGGCUUUGGAUUUCCACGUCAAGUUCUUGAGUAACAACCACUUUCGUUUCUCGAUGUUUUCAAAACAAGUUGGCUUUCAUAUCUACAAACUCCGUCGUGUUAUUAGUUCCAGUUUUGAUUGCUAUUUUCAUUUAUGGAACAAUGGCACUCCUCACUGGGAGCGUGAGAAACGUGCUUGGGAAAUCGAACAGGAAAAAGAGUGGACUAAAGUUCUUUCUAAGAGUUCCAAAAAGGACGCUGCUAAAUCUCACAAGAAGGUCUCUUUUGCCAAGAACUUAGUUCAUCACUCCCCCGUCAAAUCCUCCCCUGUGAAGGAGAAGAUAUCCUUCGGUGCUUUCUCUGUUCUUGCUGUCACCUCUCCUGGCAAUCUUGUUUUUGGAAACACCGAUCUUAAGUAUGGAAUGGAUCACAUUCAUGCUUUUCAGCCUGGAGCCAAGCAGGAUCGUGUUCUAAAAUCCGAGAUGCAACGGUCGCCCAGCAUGCAGAGGCCUGGAGAAAUUCCCGACGCUAAUGCUACGGCCAGGGCGAAAUCUUCGGCCCAUAUUUCAAACUCUAAAUCUCUUGUUACUGGGCCUCGCUGCUCUAGCUGUUUCAGUCUGGGUCACCUCAACGCCAAAUGCCCUGGGAAAAUCCGAUGCUGGAAGUGUUCAAAAUUUGGUCACACACGGAAAAUGUGCUCCACAAGUUCAAUUCCUAUUUUUAUGUGGCAGCCAAAACUAAUUAUGGAUGAUGAUCGCACUUUACCACACAGCCAUGUGACUCGAGUCAAGCACAGAUUGGUGUGGACUCCAAAGAUCCCAAUAUGCAAGGCUUCUGAUAUCCUCGAUUCCUGCACUGGCUCCCCGGACUCUUCGCAUUCCCUUAACCAGGAUCAGUUGUUUGAAGGUGUUGUUGACGAAAGUAGCUCUUCAUCCAAUGAUGCCACGUCUGCGCCGUUGGAAGAACGUGCCCGCUUUGCAGCUGCCCAACAAUGUUGUGCCAAUGCUUUGAUAUUCAAGAGGAAGGAUUUACCAGAUGACGUUUUUGUCCGAGGUUCAACUUCAUCUGCUCCCAUUAUCAUUGAUAGAAAUGCAAUGCAAUCUGCCCUCCUCCAACCAGCCCCUGCUGCUGUUACUGGUAUGGAGAUCGUCCCAUGGAAGCCAGUUUUCGAUGUGCUAGCUCUCCAGCUCUGGCCUGCAGUAGUUAAGAGCAGACGUGAAGCAAAUGCUAGAGCAACUGUUGUUCCCUCUGGUCCUGUGAUCCUUUUGGGCCCCCCACCUCAGUUUGAAUUUCAAUCAGAGCAAAUCAGGCCCAGCCCAUCACUCACUCAGGGCCAAAAGAGCAAGGCAGCUAAUGAGAAGAAGACCCUCGCUCUCCCAACUACUAUAUCUGAAAGUAGUGCUUCCACACCUUUGGUUCAGAGUACUGUGAGACGCAGUUCCAGACGCACUGCUAAAUUGGAUGGAUUCUGCCCUGUCAGACUAUCUGCCAAUCCAUCGAAGAAACGCAAAAUAGCCGUGGUCCAGAUUAACGAAUCAACAGGAGAGGUUGCUCCUGUUGACAUUUUUGUGCUGCAAGGUUGGGGUAUCGACUGUGGUGUGGCUCCUAGCGAGCUCACUGAAGACGCGCUGCUGCAAGCGCCAAUAGGCCAAGUUCCCAAUGAAGAUCACGCCAACUAG
Molecule: messenger RNA, 1869 nt
Organism: Miscanthus lutarioriparius
Lineage: Eukaryota; Viridiplantae; Streptophyta; Magnoliopsida; Poales; Poaceae
Source: the annotation of a GenBank genome assembly